Messenger RNA from Pristis pectinata (smalltooth sawfish), 4751 nucleotides. RefSeq names its product mcf.2 cell line derived transforming sequence-like a (gene mcf2la). The record is from RefSeq and is a predicted model, not a curated record. Gene Ontology annotation, molecular function: protein binding; guanyl-nucleotide exchange factor activity. The coding region runs from base 63 to 3359 and encodes 1098 amino acids. Gene Ontology annotation, cellular component: extrinsic component of membrane; cytoplasm. Lineage: Eukaryota; Metazoa; Chordata; Chondrichthyes; Rhinopristiformes; Pristidae. Gene Ontology annotation, biological process: intracellular signal transduction; positive regulation of Rho protein signal transduction. The transcript is spliced from 31 exons.
CCUUGUUGUGUAAGAGUAUUAUUGAAACGUGGCUGCAGCUGAAGAAAUUGACAGAUGAGAUCAUGCAUCAAGACAGUCCUUUAUAUGCUGCUGACAUCACUGAACAGCUGGCCAAACAAUUUGCCUUUCGAUCAGGUGGUCGAGGAGAUGAUGGGUGCCCGAUUAUAACCUUUCCCGAAUAUCCUAACUUCACAGAUAUCCCUGAGGAGGAGUUCCAGAAUGUUGUAACCUAUCUGACCAGCAUUCCAAGCCUUCAAGAUGGUGGCAUUGGAUUUAUUCUACUCAUAGACAGGAGACAAGACAAAUGGUCCUCUGUAAAGGCAUCGCUCCUGCGAAUUGCGGGAUCAUUUCCAGGAAACCUUCAAUUAGUUCUUGUGCUUCGGCCUUCAGGAAUCUUUCAGAGAGCAAUCUCUGAUAUUAACCUGAGGUUCAGUCGAGAUGAUUUUAAGCUGAAGGUACCGGUCAUAAUGCUGAAUUCAGUAUCAGAAUUACACAGCUACAUUGACAAAACACAGCUGACAGAGGAACUUGGAGGUACCCUGGAGUAUUGCCACACGCAGUGGUUCUGCCAUCGGACUGCUAUUGAGAGUUUUGCUGUCAAGGUGAAGGAAACUGCGCAGGUGCUUCAGACCUUUGGAACCGAACUUGCUGAAACUGAAUUGCCAAAUGAUGUAACAGCAACUGUGGGUCUUGUAACAAUGCACACAGAAAAGCGAGACAAGAUGAAGAAUGAUAUAAGCCAGACACGGAGCCAGGGUUGUUCUCUCCUCUCCUGUAUUCAGGAACCAGUCAUCAGGAAUCCAGGGCAUCAGAUGAACACAGAUGAACUGGAUAAUCAGAGCACUGUGGAACGGUUGCUUGCUCAAUUGAACGAGACUGAAAUGGCCUUUGAUGAGUUUUGGAGUAAGCACCAACUGAAGCUCGAGCAGUGCCUACAACUCCGACACUUCGAGGAAGAUUUCCGAGAGAUCAAAGCAGCUUUGGAUGUCAUUUCAGAACGGUACAGCAUUUUCACAGAUGUUGGGAACAGCUCGAUUCAUGUGGGCCACAUUAUCAGGGAGCUUUGCGGCCUUGAAAAAAAAUCUCAGGAAGCACUGGACAGAGCUGAGGCCUUGACGAUCCAGGGAGACAAGCUGAUAGAGGACAAUCACUAUGCUGUGGAUUCAAUACUCCCCAAAUGCAAUGAACUAAGAGGUGUCUGUGACAAUCUAGCAAAUGGAAUAAAAAUCAAGAAGGAAUUGCUUAAUCAGUCAAUGGAGUUGCACACGAGGCUGGAACAGGCCAUGCAGUGGUGUGAUGCUGGGAUUUAUCUGUUGGCGUCGCAACCUGUCGAUAAAUGUCAGUCCCAGGAUGGGGCAGAGGCUGCCCUGCAGGAGAUAGAAAGGUACUUGGACACUGCCACAGGCCAGAAGCUGGAGGACCUGACUAACAUCCGCACCAAGUAUGGAGCGAUUCUUGGAGAUGACCUCAUGAACCACGUUCUGAAAAUCUUCCAGAAACAGGAGGCAAUGGAGGAAAUGUUUGAAAAGAGGCGAGUGAGCCUCAAGAAGCUGGCUGCAAAGCAAACCCGUCCUGUGCAACCAGUGGCUCCCCGACCAGAAGGAGUUCCAAGAUCCCCCAUUCCCCUCUCCAGAACAGAUCACAGAAAAGGAUACGACCCCAAUUCUAGCCACAAAGCAAAUGUCACCCAGAUUAAUCUGCUUAAAAAAAACAGAAGUCUUUCAAAGAUCGAGAUGAAUGAGCUCGGUGAGGGAAGGAAAUGUUCCUCAUCUGACGAUGAGGAGAACCUUGCAGUGUUAAGGAGCCAUGUAAUGAAUGAGCUGAUUGAAACUGAGCGAGCCUACGUGGAAGAAUUGCUCUGUGUGCUUGAGGGAUAUGCUGCUGAGAUGGAAAACCCCUCAAUGAUUCCAUUCAUCCCAAUGGUUCUGCAGAAGAAGAAAGAAGUGCUGUUUGGAAACAUGCCUGAAAUUUAUGACUUCCACAACAGAAUAUUCCUAAAGGAGCUGGAAAAUUACAUUGACUGCCCGGAGUUGGUGGGACGUUGUUUCCUGGAGAGGAUGGAAGACCUUCAGAUUUACGAAUGGUAUUGUCGCAAUAAACCCCGCUCAGAAAGCUUGUGGAGACAGUGUUCAGACUGCAUUUUCUUCCAGGAAUGUCAGAAAAAGUUGGAGCACAAGCUGGGCCUGGAUUCCUACUUGCUGAAGCCUGUGCAGCGGAUAACAAAGUACCAGUUAUUAUUGAAGGAGCUGCUGAAGUACAGCAAGAACUGUGAAGGAGCAAAAGAUCUGCAGGAAGCUCUGUCAGCUAUUGUUGGAAUCCUGAAAGCUGUGAACGAUUCAAUGCACCAGAUCGCCAUCACAGGGUGGGAAGGGAAUUUAAGUGAACUUGGCAAGCUGUUGAUGCAAGGUUCAUUCAAUGUGUGGAUAGACCAUAAGAAGGGUCAUGCAAAAGUCAAGGACCUGGCAAGAUUCAAACCAAUGCAGAGACACCUGUUCCUCCAUGAAAAAGCAUUGCUUUUCUGCAAGAAAAGAGAAGAAAAUGGGGAAGGGUAUGACAAAGCCCCUUCCUACAGUUAUAAACAGUCCUUGCAUAUGACCACUGUGGGUAUCACUGAGAAUGUUAAGGGAGAUAAUAAAAAAUUCGAAAUAUGGUACAAUGCGAGGGAAGAAGUUUACAUUGUGCAGGCGGCAACCCAAGAAGUUAAAAACAUAUGGGUGAAUGAAAUAAGAAAAGUCUUAACGGGCCAGCUGGAAGCUCGUAGAGUUUCUAACCAGCACUUAAAGUCAGAGCAUUUUCCUGUGGCUCCUUUAGCUCUGCCCAUUAAUACAAGUCCCUUGUGGAGCCCACAGAAAGUGAGAAGGCCUGAGAUUGUGAGCCCUGAUAAUCGCAGCACUUCAGUCAUCUCACCAAAGAAACAAGAAAAAGGGAAAGGUUGGACCAAAGUGUCACAUUCCCUUGAUAUACCAGAAGAAAACAAUGAUGGCUGGUCCAGUGCUGAUGACCAACUCAAUUCUUCAGACUGUGAAGAGGAAGCUAGCAGAAAGUUGCUUCCUGGGAAGUACACGGUUACAGCGGACUUCGGGAAGUCAGGAGGAGACGAGUUGACUGCCCGCACUGGUGAUAUGUUACAGCUGGUCUGUGAGGGCCAGGAGGGUCGAUGGCUCAUCAGAAAUCUCAACACAAAUAAAGAGGGCUGGGUCCCAGCUACAAACCUGCAAGCACUGCUCGGGGAUUCUAGUUCUUCCCAGUCGAUAAGCAGCUCAGAGUCAGCUAGUGCUUCGAGUACUCUGAGCUCUUCGUCAAGCUGCACUGACCAUUAUACUGCUAGUGGCACCAGCAUCGGUGAUAUUAAGGGCUAAUGACUCUCAGACGUACAAAAUUGGUGGUCCUUCUUUUCAAACUUUUCCCUUUCUAAAGUAACCAGCACUGAGGUAGAAAGCCUGUAAGUUGUUCUGCUGCUUCUCCUUCUCGCCCUGGGCUUAUGGUUGAUGCCAGCCGUGGUUUUAACAUUUGCCAAAGCUUUCCUUGGAGUGGAGGUUACCACCGAUAUCCCUGGAGCUGAACCUGGGUGCCCUCGACACUGGGGAGCCCAGAGCUAAAGAACAUCCAUGGACAUCUCCUCAUUAAGGCUGCACACUGUGUGAAGUUAACCACUGAGGUGCCACGACCAUUUUCUGAUGGACAAGAAGCUAAGAUGUAGCCCCAGGCAGUACUGUAGACUGGAGAGGAGUGACGAGGACAAUAACGUGAGACCAUGUGAGGAAGAAAUAGCAUUGAAAUCGUUCAUCACGGUGACAACAAAAGAAAAGGUACCAGUGUUAGGUACUUCAUCAGGAGCUUUGAAUAUGCAUAUUUUGGGGAAAUUGGCAGUAGUAUUGAGCUGCACUUUCCAGUGUUUGACUGUGAUUUUCAGAUGCUUCUAAAUGUGUGUGUCCAUCACAUGCAUCUAUUCUAGUGCACAAGAGUAGAACCUCUUCUUAGUAACCACUGUGAGAGAAUCUAACCUAGAAACCUUGAACCUUUGCCAUUUUAAGGUGAAGUAUUUACAGUAAGAGUGUUUACAUGAAUAUUUCAUAGCUUCCUUGUUAUUGUUUUGUUUUCCAUCACUUUGUCCAUCCAUCUGUCAAAGCCCUUUGUUCCCUCACUGCCCACUCUGUAACCCACCAUUACCUGCAUUCAGUAGUCCUGCAAGCUCUAUACCAUAGAGAUGGGAAAGUCACUGCAGUUGUCAAUUGAUAUAUAAGGAACUCUUUUCAGGAGUGAGUAUGUUAGAAAUACAGUAGAGGAUUCUUUACAGUGUCCUUGAACUUUGGCGUUUGAAUACAUCGUAGGCAAUGAAUUUUGCUUUUGGCUAUUGAGAUGAGCUUGAGAAAUGCUUUCCAGAUAUAAUAGAUUAUUUGGGUGCUACUUGCACAGAGAGAGAUCUGCCUGCUGCUCCUCACCCAGUGAACGUAAAUGGACACUCAGUAUCAAUCUCACCAGCAAAUUGUCUCUGAUGGGCAUUAAUGGCCUCAGCUGGGGCUGAAGUCACAGUUGAUGCCCGUCCUUUUAGGGUCUUGCUGAGCCCAAUAUUUGGCCUAAUAGAAAUGUCUACUGAUCACACUUGUUUAAAUGUUACCUUUUAGAUCUUGCAAUGCAGUAAAUUUCAUGGCACUUUUGGCACAGCACACUCUGUUCACUUUUACCAGUGAUGUCCAUCAUUUAGAUCUUGUCCGAGUUGUGUCCAAUUGUAUUUUGUGUAUGGAAGCAUG